AUGCCAGCUAUGGAGAUGACAAAACCCGCUGGCAUAUUACAAAAGCUCCCAGCCGAGCUACGCAACGACAUCUGGACUCUCGUUCUUCUACACAGCAGGAGUGCACAAGACAUCAAGCAAAUUGGCAAAGAGGCGCCUCCAGCUCUCCUGGGAGUAUGCCGCCAGAUCCGAAGCGAGGCACUCCUCAUGUGGCACUCCGAGGAGAAGUACGUUUACGAAGAUCACGGCAAAGUUUCAAUCCCAUUUCAGCAGAAGGCACUCUCGAUAUGGCUACGUAGCAUGAAGGACAUGAACGCGACUGUAAAGCACUUGACUCUCCGCUUCGAGGACAAAUACUACGGCACUGCGCCUCCAUGCGAUCAGACUUAUGCUGAGCGCAUGGCAUGGGCAAGAACAGGAGGGUGUUUUGUUGUCGAGAAUGCGGCGAGUAGAGCCGCGAAGAGGAUUGUCGAUACGAUCCUUGAUGCUGGCGUACGUAUUGAGGUUAUAUCUGUGGAGGGGCCAAAUGACGGGCGAGGGUCACGAUUCGAGCCAGUCUACGACUUUCGAUGGCAUUGGAGGCGGGCUGCUAUCGAGGAUAUGAUGGAGAGUGGUAAUUUGGUUGGCAAGCUCGAGUGGUCAGCGUCUGUACGCAAAAGCUGGUUCUUCUAA
Fulvia fulva is the source of this 651-nucleotide messenger RNA. RefSeq lists its product as uncharacterized. NCBI's taxonomy places the organism in Eukaryota, Fungi, Ascomycota, Dothideomycetes, Mycosphaerellales, Mycosphaerellaceae. Bases 1 to 651 code for a protein of 216 amino acids. The transcript has a single exon. The record is from RefSeq and is a predicted model, not a curated record.